This is a messenger RNA of Diaporthe amygdali, 1845 nucleotides long. RefSeq lists its product as uncharacterized. The record is from RefSeq and is a predicted model, not a curated record. The transcript has 2 exons. The coding region runs from base 1 to 1845 and encodes 614 amino acids. NCBI's taxonomy places the organism in Eukaryota, Fungi, Ascomycota, Sordariomycetes, Diaporthales, Diaporthaceae.
AUGCCUCCCAAGAUCGUCCUCAAACGGGGCCUAAAUCGAGUGCCCACGGGUGGCAAGUCUAUCAAGGCGCCGAAGAAGGGCCCCAAGAAGGCGCCCAAGUCUUCUAAGCAGCGACGUGCAUCCUCCUCCUCCUUGUCAUCCGCGUCGCUCGACCUUUCCGACGAUGAAGGUUAUUCCGGCGUGGAGGACGUAAGUGACUCAGACGACGACGAGGAAAAUGUAUUUGCGGCCGAGGAGGAGCACAUACUCUCCAACGCGAGGCAGCAUGCUGCCCCGCCACGCUCCCCUCGGCCGACCUCUUCUGACGAGGACGAAGCCGCCGCUGAUGCGGAUGAUGAUGAUGACACAGAUGACAAUGAGCACGAUAACGAGCAAGUGGUCGAAUCUAUGGAUGAAGACGGUGAUGAUACUAGCAGUGUAAGCUGGAAUGGCUUCACGUCUGAGAAUGACGAGGCCGCCCCAGCCCAAGGACACACUGCCGAGCCAGUCAGUACAACUCCUGUUGAACGUCAUGUCCGCUUUGCGGGCGUCCCCGACUCAGAGUCGGACUCUGACGAGACCGAGGAGGAUGUCGAUGACUUCUUCCCGGACAUUUUCAUUGCUCAGGACUCGCUCGACUCUGGGUUUCGCCGGGAGAUUGAGCAGGAUGAUGACGAUGAUUCGUCAGUCUCUGCCACGUACUGGGACUACUCCGGCGCCGCUGGCGUGCCAGACGACUCGGAUGACGACCCAUACGGGAUCGACGAGGAGUAUCCCAAUAUAUUCGGGAGCAACAACGUGAACGAGUCCAACGACGCCACACACUCAAAGGUUCCUGUUCUUCCGUUGCCCGAGGAAGAUGACGAAUCAGACGGAUAUGAGUCCGAUGGUGAGACGACUGAAGAGGACGAGCCUGAGCCAGUACCUCGUAAGAAGCUGAUUCCGAUUUUGCGUGAUACGUCCGGAGAGCGCUCUGAUUCAGAGAGGUCUGAAGGCGGUACACCCCGGCCAAUCAAGAGGUCGAUCAAGAAGCCAAUUGUUGUCAUGAAUCCCGUCACCCGAAAAAUGAUGGUAAUCACUCCACAGAAGAAGAAGCGUCGUUUCGACGUGAUCCUCGAUCCGGCGCAAUUCCAGCCAGACUACUUUACGUUUCCCAACUCCACCCAGACUUCCCCAAUCAUGGGCAACCCCGGCUCGCUCAUGAUGAGCGCCAUGUCGUCUGCCAACUUCUUUGCUGGCGGCAUGAUGGAUUUCCAGACUGUCGGGCCGGCCGAGGCUUUCUUCCCGUCGGGUGCUGAACCGUACAUGGGAGACGACAGUGAGGAUUCUUGGCUGGUGGAUGCUGAGCAGGACGACGAGGAUGCCGAGGAAAGAAACCUGAACAUCGAAGACUUUCUCGAUUUCGGCGAUGUGGGAUCAGACGGAGAGGAUCAGGCUGACAAGUCUGAUGAUGGAAAUACCGACGCAACGCCUUCGCGUCGCAGUUCCAUGGCUCCCAGCGCACUCAGCGAUUCCAACAACGAUGUCCAUCCACUUCUCAGCCACCUGACCAACAACGCGGAUGCCGUUGGCGCCUUCCGUCGCAACCAGGUCAACCAGCAGCUGAUUCUGAACGGGCAAGCAACGCAGGAGUCUCUUGCAUUCUCAAAUCCGCUAUAUCAUGGUACUUUACGUGGUAUCAAGCACGGCAGUCUUGGAGGCGCAGCUACUCCUCUGACACCGGAGCGUCGUCACAAGAAAGCACUGGCCAAGAGUCCCUCCGAGGCUGUUAUGCAAAAGCGCAAGGCUUCUGGUCCAGCCUCCGACAUGUCUCAAGCCCAUAAGAGGCAGCGGAGCAUUUCGGACGUCAGGACGAUGCACCUCUGA